CUCUCUGUCUGGCUCGUGUUCCUCCUCCUCUUUUUCUUUCGUCAAUAUUUCGGUAUUUCCUUUGUCUUUUCUUCCUCUUCUUAUUCUUCGUUAGUUUUCAAGUCCUAAGGGUUUUGAGUGGUUUUCAGAUCUGGAAGUCUCUAUAGUUUCCAUCGGAGCAACUCUACAUAUCUUUGGCCUUCUCUUUGGAAAAUUGGUUUCUGCUGGAAAUAUUGCAAAUAAAUUCAUAUACUGAAAGGGCUUUAUGAAUAGGGAGUUCAAUACAACCAGAAUCAGAAUGGAUCCGACCCCUAUUGAAUUGGCCAAGGGUUAAUGAAGCUUAAUGGUUUAUUCACUAGGAGCACGAGAAGCUCCAGAGAACUCUUUACAUCAGUAUUAAGCAGUCUUAUCAAAGGUUUCUUUCCAAGAGAUGUUAUAAGAUAUAAUUGGUAAAAUUAAGUUUAUUGAAAGAUUUUGCAAAACUUUGCCUGGGAUAUAGUGAAAAUGGACAGAUCAGAUACAUCAGGCUUUGUAAGUGGUGGAAGCUGUAUAUUGGAAUUUGUUUUUCUAGCCUUAAACUUCUGGUAGUUAUGUGAGUAUUGUAGUAGCAUGUGGUGAACUGUUCUGCUACUUCAACCCUCUGUAGCUGUUGUGCACAACAUCUGGAUAAUGGAUUUGAACAUGAAAGCUUUACUGUCUCCUCAUGAUGCUGAACUUAGGAAGGAUGACAACUUUGGUGAUACUACAUUAUGCUUGAAUGGCAUUGGCUUUGGAGAAACAAGUAAGACUAGUUAUACAUGUACUGAGAGCAAUCUUGGGAUGAAGUUUUCCAAUGUUUCUGAUGAUGGCUGCAGAUUGGUUCUGGGAUUGGGCCCAACCCCUAUGGCAUAUGGCGAUGACUACAACAAUUUGGGGUUGAAUAUGAAGAAAAAGUCAGCCAACCUUUUUACUCAGCAUGUGCCAUCUGAAUGUGAAUCAAUCCUUCAACUUGGUCUUUCGGGUGUAACAAAUGAGGCAUCAAGUGUGCUUGACUGCUCAGGUUCAACUGAGACUGAUGUGAAUAUGUCAUGUUUCUCAAGCCAAACUUCUUCAGAAAAUUAUUAUUCAAGGAUUCCUGUUGUUGAUGAGGGUUCUACCUCAGCAAAGAAAUCAGGUGGCUAUAUGCCAUCACUUCUUUUAGCUCCAAGAAUGGAUAGCGCUGAAAGUUCAGUGCAGACACAAGAAUUUAUUGUUGGAAGUAAACCUCAACCGUGCCCAGAACCAUCCAAUGGUGUAGAUUACUCACUUGGCACUGUAUCUGGGCCCCAGGAUACAGGGAUAACUCCAGAGAACCGAACAAGCAACCCUAAGAGAUGUAGAUUUUUUGGCUGUACGAAGGGAGCUCGAGGUGCUUCGGGGCUUUGUAUUGGACAUGGUGGUGGACAGAGAUGUCAGAAACCUGGAUGCAACAAAGGUGCUGAGAGCCGAACUGCUUAUUGCAAGGCCCAUGGUGGAGGGAAGAGGUGCCAACACUUGGGAUGUACUAAAAGUGCUGAGGGGAAGACGGAUUAUUGCAUUGCUCAUGGCGGUGGUAGGCGAUGUGGGUAUCCAGGUGGGUGCAACAAAGCUGCACGGGGUAAGUCAGGACUUUGCAUUAGACAUGGAGGGGGUAAGAGGUGUAGAAUAGAAGGUUGCACUCGGAGUGCUGAAGGGCAGGCUGGGUUGUGCAUCUCUCAUGGAGGUGGACGCCGUUGUCAGUACCAAGAAUGUAAUAAGGGUGCACAAGGGAGCACUAUGUAUUGCAAAGCACAUGGUGGUGGGAAACGAUGCUCAUUUGCAGGGUGUACCAAAGGUGCUGAAGGAAGCACCCCAUUGUGUAAGGCACAUGGUGGGGGGAAGCGCUGCCUUUUCAAUGGAGGUGGCAUUUGCCCAAAAAGUGUGCAUGGAGGCACUAACUUCUGUGUUGCUCAUGGUGGUGGAAAGAGGUGUGCUGUUGCAGGUUGCACCAAGAGUGCACGUGGCCGUACUGACUGUUGUGUCAGGCAUGGUGGGGGGAAGCGAUGCAAGUAUGAAGGCUGUGGGAAGAGUGCUCAAGGGAGCACAGAUUUCUGCAAGGCACAUGGUGGAGGAAAGCGAUGUAGUUGGGGAGAUGGAAAGUGUGAGAAAUUUGCAAGGGGAAAGAGUGGACUCUGUGCUGCUCACAGCAGCUUGGUGCAGGAGCGGGAAAUGAACAAGGGCGGUCUGAUUGCGCCAGGACUUUUCCGUGGUCUUGUACCUUCUGCUUCCACUGCCUGUAGCAGUUUUGAGAACAAUUCUUCCUCAGGUGUCAGUGUUCUGUCCGACUCCUACGAUUCCAUGGAAACUCCAGCAAAAAGACAGCACCUGAUACCCAAGGAGGUGCUAGUUCCGCUCUCGAUGAAAUCACCAUCUUAUUCAAGCUUCUUGGCUGCCAAGAAGUCGGACCAAGACAGAAACUGCCAAAGCUUGGCCGCAGGCGGCAGUGGUGCUCAGAAAGGCAUUGACUUUAAUCUCCCGGAGGGCAGGGUCCACGGCGGCGACCUCAUGUUGUAUUUUGGAGGGAAUCUCAAAAAUGCACUUGACGACAUCUGAAAUGGGAGAGGGAGCCGGUGUCGCGCAAGUUGUAGAUUCAUUUUAGGAAUUAGGGACCAUUUCCAUCAUGGAAUUCUGUAUAAUGCUUUGUUGCUGCUUGUUCAAUAACUGUGUAUAGUUGGGUGUUUAUUAUUAUUAUUAGCCAUUAGGCUCUUCCUAUUGUUUGUAGUGCUUUGUCUGUAAGGUGGCUUUCAUUAUUCAUUCUAAGAUGGUGAACUUGCUGCAAUUUAAUCAUUGUAAUAUUCUUAAACAUCUAUUUUUAUUGUUUUAAAAAUAAAAGCGGUGAAAACUGAAGACCACAUCUGCUUUGUGGCCUUGUUUCGCA
Messenger RNA from Glycine soja, 2893 nucleotides. RefSeq lists its product as uncharacterized. The coding region runs from base 649 to 2568 and encodes 639 amino acids. NCBI's taxonomy places the organism in Eukaryota, Viridiplantae, Streptophyta, Magnoliopsida, Fabales, Fabaceae. The transcript has 3 exons. The record is from RefSeq and is a predicted model, not a curated record.